GGAGAUGUAUUGCCUAGUUCCCUGGAUUCAAACUACUACCCUCACAAUGUUAGCUUCAAGAGUUUGGUCUACUUUAUGCUUGCUCCAACAUUAUGUUAUCAGCCAAGCUACCCACGAACAACACACAUACGAAAGGGUUGGGUAGUUCGACAGUUUAUUAAACUAAUAAUAUUCACAGGGGUUAUGGGUUUCAUUAUUGAACAGUACAUAAAUCCCAUUGUCCGAAAUUCUCAACACCCUUUAAAGGGUAACCUUUUGUAUGCAACAGAGAGGAUCCUAAAGCUUUCUGUGCCAAAUUUGUAUGUUUGGCUCUGCAUGUUCUACUGUCUUUUCCACCUUUGGUUAAAUAUAUUGGCUGAGCUUCUUUGUUUUGGAGAUCGUGAGUUCUACAAGGACUGGUGGAAUGCCAAAACAGUUGAAGAGUAUUGGAGAAUGUGGAACAUGCCUGUCCACAAAUGGAUGGUUCGCCACGUCUAUUUUCCAUGCCUAAGGAAUGGGAUACCGAAGGUACUUGAUGUAUCACUGUUCUUUGUGCUAUUUUUUAUUAUCACCACAUCUAUUGCAAGUGUAUUUCUGAUAAUUAUGUGGUGUCAUCCUCAUGUAUUGUCAUUCCUUAAUACAUAUUUAGCAAUUAGCAUAUUGAGCUUCAAAUGUUGAUUUCACCGUUUUCUGAAAAAUGCAUGGAAAUUGAUAAAUACUUCGAGCUCCUUCCCCUAUUAUGAUGAUGAGUCUGAGUUGGUUACAUGUGUUUACCAAAUGAAAGGAGAUGGUUAUGCUAAUUUUAUUGCAAUUUAUUAUUUUGAUAGAGAUGAUACAUGGGACACUGAAGAAAAAUAAACAGACACCUUGAUGGUCUUGUCACCAUUUAUUAAGGCUCAGUGAGCUCAGCAUCCAAAAGAUGCUUUCAUUUCCUUCAUUCAAAAUAUUCUGUUAGGUGGAUGCUUCAGCGAAAUUCAUCUUCAAUAAAUCACCAAUUCAUCUACAGUUAUUAAUCUGGCCAAGGAAUUUGGCAUCUGUAUGUCCAAUGUGAUAGUGUUGACACGAUAUUGAAUGGACUAUAUCUUUUUAUUAUAUUGAUUGCGGACAAUAUUCUAGACUAGCAUUGAGUCAUUUUCCCGAAAGAAGAUGGAUUAGGAAUGACACUGCACAUAAGCUUACAGAUGUUCACCACGUUUUGGUUUGGUGAAUUGGGUUGGGUAUUCAUUAUAGGGACAUCCGUUAAUGGUGUCUACAUGAGAUUCUUCUCGUCUCAUUUUUUAACAUAUUGUAGACUAAUUGCAACCUGCCACAAUCAACUUAAUGUCAUCUGCAUUAUCUGACUUGGCCAUUUGUCAAUUUCUUAUUACUGGACAAUGAGAAUUUCAUGCGUGAACUAGUAUUAAAUAAUUAAGUGUUUUAUGGGAAGGUAUUGUAU
Molecule: messenger RNA, 1414 nt
Organism: Cucurbita pepo subsp. pepo (vegetable marrow)
Lineage: Eukaryota; Viridiplantae; Streptophyta; Magnoliopsida; Cucurbitales; Cucurbitaceae
Source: RefSeq, a predicted model, not a curated record